Molecule: messenger RNA, 435 nt
Organism: Lasiodiplodia theobromae
Lineage: Eukaryota; Fungi; Ascomycota; Dothideomycetes; Botryosphaeriales; Botryosphaeriaceae
Product: Calcofluor white hypersensitive protein
Exons: 3
Coding region: 1-435 (144 amino acids)
Source: RefSeq, a predicted model, not a curated record
AUGGCUGCUCGUGGUGGUGGUUCGCGCAUCGGUCUUUCCGUCGGCCUAGGCGUCGCCGGCGGUAUUGGAUACUACCUGUAUCAGGCCGGCGGUGACCCCAAGCUGGCCGAGAGGGAGUUUGAGCAUGAUGCCUCGCGCCUGUCUUCCAAGAUCAAGGGCGACCUCCCCGGGAAGGAAAAGGAAGCGAAGACCAGCGCAAAGGUGUUGGGCGAGGAGGCAGGCGAGGCGAUCGAUAAGACGAUCGCUGAAGCGAAGGCCACUACGAGCAAGAUCGACGAGAAGCUCGAGGCGUACCGCGCCCAGGCCGACAAGAAGAUUGGAGAGGUGUCUUCGCAGACGGCCAAGGAGCUGCACUCGGCGGUGGACAAAUUCGACAAGACGGUCGAGGACAAGACAGCCCAGUCGAAGAGCUGGCUCUCAGGAUGGUUCAAAUGA